GCUGUUUUCUUAUUUACCACGUUCGGCUCAGGCAGUACGGACUACCGUGUGGGGUAUCAUGGACGAGCCGCUUAUUGCCCAGGGCUCCUCCUUCCAGGAGCAGUGCUCCCAGUGCUCUGCCGUGGACUGGGGCGUCACGGAGGAGGGCGGCUACUUCUGCAGGUCCUGCCACAAUGUGAUCGAGAGGACCUUGGAGGUUCUAGAUUCAUAUCACAGCAACUACAGAGUCUCCAGAAUUUCCCGUGAAUCAAAAAAGAACAAAAAAUUAGAACAUGGGAAUGACUGGAUGGUGUGUGAAGGCUUCCAGUUCAUUCUCAAACACCAGGCUGAGGCUCUCCUGGAGAUGGGAGUGUGCCCUCAGUUCAAGGAUGAUGUGUUGUGUAAUUUUUGGAGGCGAUACCUUCAGAAAAGCAACCAGGCAUACACCAGAAAUCCAGUGACUGUAGAGAGGUUUCAGCUGGGUUCUGAUACAGAUGGCGCCUCUGAAUCCCUGUCCUUGAGUGACUUCUGUCCAUCUGCGAGUGAAACGGAUGUGGAGAGCAGCGCACCCAGCUCUAUCUCGGGUUUCUCCAGCGAUGGGGGUGCCUCUUCAGUGUGCUCCGGGUCCCUGGAUGCAAACUCCUACCAUUCCACAGCGGAGAGGAAGAGGUGGAAUCUGAUGACCAUGCCCAUGACCCUGGCCUUCUGUCACCUGUCACUGCUGUGGCUCCGUGAGGCGCUCACCCUGUCUGACCUCCUCCGGUUUGUGGCAGAGGGCCAUAUUCCCUACAUCAACGCCUACCAGGUCUUCCCAGAAGAGAUGAAGCUCUACGGCAAGGACUCGCAGAUCUUCAGAGUGGAGUCCAUUCCAUCCCACAGGAAGGUCCAGCAAGAGGCCCACAAACUAGCUGUCUUUUUGGAUCUGCCCCGGUUUCCACCCGUGACUCAGGAGUACAUGCUCCACCCAGCCCUCCUUUCCCUCAAAUAUCUGACUGAGGCCAACCUUCCAGAUGAGCUGCAUCUCUGGGUCUGCAGAGUGAUGGAACAGGCUGGUGUUGGAGAAGGGACCUAUCUGACCUAUGACCCUCUGGGCAGAAAGUCCUGCCUCCUUAGCUACGACAUCCUGGCUGCUGCACUCAUCAUUGUAACAAUGAAGCUGCUGUUCAAAAUGGAUGACCAGAAGGAGUGGAAAUUAUCCAAGAAAACUGACACUGAAAACAAGCAAAACAAAGAUAAUGGCAUCUUCUGUUUACGGAAGUGGUAUAAGACAGUCCAGCGGGCUCUGGACUUGGCCAAAGAGAAAGAAGUUGAAGAGAUUGCAAGGCAGUCCUGGAAGCCCCGAAAACCACUGUAUUCCUCCAGGAAGCAGAAGUGUGUGAUCCUGAAGCGGAGACGAGUGGUGGAGCAUCUUCAGACCUCCUUCCAAAAGCUCACAAACUCUACUCCUGAGCCCCAGCAGAGCCCACCCUGCAGCUUCCGCUUCAGGUGGGGUGAGGUGGAUGGAGAUGGACCCAGUUACUACAAUCAGCACCUGGGCUCUGUCGUGAUGGAAAAGAAUGGUUCUCUUCACCUCAUGAACCCGAAGUACUGGCACACAGCACUAAAGCCCUGCCAACCAAAGCAGUGCCGUGACCAUUUCCGGGAGAUAGAGCCCACCCUACCCAGGAGCUACAUCUUCCUUCUGCAGCUCUUUUCUUUUUUGCUGGGUGUGGGUGAGUCUUGCAUUCAUGCGCAGGUCAUCCAGGUGGAGCGACUACUCAUCAGAAAUGCACCCAGGACACCCUCUGCUCAGAAACUGCAACAGAAGCAGAAAAAUUAAAGGCUGAGACAAGAGGAUGCCACAGCAACUGAC
Messenger RNA from Scleropages formosus (Asian bonytongue), 1831 nucleotides. It is a transcript of the gene taf1b, whose product is annotated as TATA box binding protein (Tbp)-associated factor, RNA polymerase I, B. Gene Ontology annotation, biological process: RNA polymerase I preinitiation complex assembly; nucleolar large rRNA transcription by RNA polymerase I. Lineage: Eukaryota; Metazoa; Chordata; Actinopteri; Osteoglossiformes; Osteoglossidae. Gene Ontology annotation, cellular component: RNA polymerase I core factor complex; RNA polymerase transcription factor SL1 complex. Gene Ontology annotation, molecular function: RNA polymerase I core promoter sequence-specific DNA binding. The coding region runs from base 59 to 1798 and encodes 579 amino acids. The transcript has 15 exons. The record is from RefSeq and is a predicted model, not a curated record.